Rhagoletis pomonella (apple maggot) is the source of this 1946-nucleotide messenger RNA. Its product is annotated as zinc finger FYVE domain-containing protein 26 homolog. The record is from RefSeq and is a predicted model, not a curated record. Gene Ontology annotation, biological process: double-strand break repair via homologous recombination; regulation of cytokinesis; mitotic cytokinesis. NCBI's taxonomy places the organism in Eukaryota, Metazoa, Arthropoda, Insecta, Diptera, Tephritidae. Gene Ontology annotation, molecular function: phosphatidylinositol-3-phosphate binding. The transcript is spliced from 3 exons. The coding region runs from base 16 to 1746 and encodes 576 amino acids. Gene Ontology annotation, cellular component: centrosome; midbody; lysosomal membrane.
UUAUUUUAAUACACUAUGUUUUUAGCUCGCGAGAAAUUUUCCCAUUGCAUGACGAAGUUGAGUGGCGAAUAUAUGAAUGAGAAAAUCUGCAAAUACAUUAUGUCUGCAUCCACUGAAACGGAUAACAACGAUAAUCCCUUGGAAUGGUGCCAGAAUCAUGAUUUUCAAGUAUCUAAGCGACCACAACGCGGUCCGCCGCUACUACAGGAAAUAGUGAAGACCAUAGAGAACACGCCAUGCCUUAAACCACAACCGGAAACACUGAAGCGUGCUUCACUCAUUCGAAGCUCGAAUACGUCACUUGCAUCAUUGUUGUCGCGUCGCAAAGAUCCCUGCCCGAUACGCAUACAUGAGCCCGCGCUGGGUAUACUCACCACACUGGCCAAUCUGAAACACAUCGCCAAGGGCCAGUAUGCUGAUGUGCACAGCAAUCUUAGUGGUAUGCACGCGAAUUUGGACAACAGGUCACGUCAGUACUUGCAGCAUACACGCGGCUUUGAAGAAUGUCUUCACUACGUGUUAACUUACGGAUCGCACACCGAUGUGAUGCAAUUCCUAAUGCGACACCAUGAACUCAACGCUGCACUAAAAUACUAUCUGCAACAAAAUCUUGAAUCAGAAUUGUUCAUUCAAAACAUUUUUCUCGUAUCGCUUCGUUACGGUGAGGUAUCCGCAUUGAUGGAGCAUAUGCAAAAGUUGGACGCAAGUUUAUCGUUUUGGCGUGCUACAUUGUUGCAGACAUGUCACUAUCUGGAAACGCAGAAUCUUCUCAACUCACUUUACCAGCUGCAGUUGUUGUUGCAAGAUCCGGUACGUGCCGCCAUGACUUGUGUGAGAUUCUAUUCCGCGAACUGUGACAACUUCCAGCAGCUGCAGGCGAAUGCAAUGCAUUUGCAUAAUGCGCAACAACAUUUACAAUCUCAGCUGGAGUUAACCGAGUGGGAUAAAGUGAGUCUGGAGCCCUUGCAGCGCAAAAGAAACAGUUCCAUCGGCAGUCGACGCUCAAGUGUGGCGUCUAGGGCGAACACGCCGUCUAUGCAUUCAAACUUUUUAAUGGAAAUGGAUGCGCGUGCACUGAACAGUCACAUUAAUACGAUAUCAAUGCAAUUAGAAGUGACAAAAUUUCUGGCACAUUGUGAGAUAGAGAUGAGCGUAGCAGACGAACCCAUUACUUUGAAAACAUUGAAACAGAUUCGCGUUGAUAGCACAGGCAAGUUCAAGCUGCCAACACUAUUUGAUGCACUUCCAGAUCGAAUACAAAUUUGCAUUCUAAUUUUAUUAUGUGGCAAAAAUAUCGACGAGGGAUUUGGUUUGACGUAUAGGAUUAUUCAUUAUUACAAAUUGCCCGACGUAAAAGUUUUUGCAGCAGCUGCCAAAUUUCUUGCCUGCAAUCAGCGCAUUGGCGAAGUGGAGAAGCUCAUAAGCUGCAUAACUAGCAACAAUGGCAUCAAAACUCGCGACAUUGAUGAAAUUCUCUCGGCUGCCAUCAAUUCGGCAUCCAAUAGCAACGAGGCAGAAGUAAAAACUGCACUUGAUAAUCUCGCUAAAAAAAUUCACAGUGUGGAAUUGCGCAUAUCUUGUCACAUAUUCAUUGGACAGUUGAAAUCCGCUUAUCUUUUAGCGAAUAAGUAUGAACGUAUUGGAGAUAUACGGCGCAUACUUCGGCAAGCCGAACUAACGAAUCAGGUGCACAUAAAGAAAUUAUGUGAAAGAAAGUUAAGUUUCAACGCCUCACCGCGCGAGUGAUUUUAACCUUGACUGACUAGUAGAAGAAGUAUAUGCCCGCUUAUGCGUAUUUCUGUAUUUUUAAAAGGAAUUACUUGUUAGAUAUUUACAUACAUUAUGUGAUUUUAUGCCCAUCUCAUUGUAAGUUUUACCCAAUUUAUACCUACAUACAUACAUAUAAUAUAUUAUCCAAAAUAAAGUUGAAGAAAUUUUAUAUGACC